Molecule: messenger RNA, 276 nt
Organism: Lithohypha guttulata
Lineage: Eukaryota; Fungi; Ascomycota; Eurotiomycetes; Chaetothyriales; Trichomeriaceae
Exons: 1
Coding region: 1-276 (91 amino acids)
Source: RefSeq, a predicted model, not a curated record
AUGAGCUCCCAAGAAGUAUCCAAAAAACAAUCUCAGGAAGUGGACAAUUCCCAGUCAGGCGCAUGGCAGACAACCAAGGAGACUGUAUCGUCAGCGACCGCGAGUCUUGGAGGGGCAUUUAAUUUCUCGGGUGGACUCAAUGCAAACGCGGGCACAUAUAACAAGAAGACGACUACGUCGAGUGCUGGUGGACAGAAGAUGAGCAAGGCGGAGACUGAUCAGGCGUACGAGGAACGUAUGGCGGAUGAGUAUGCAAAGCGGGAGGGUGGUGCUUAG